AUGCUGCGCGGCAGCGGGACCCUCCUCAAAAAGGGCUGGACGCACAACCCGGGCCGCACCCGGCGUGGUGGGAAAAAUCUUGCGUGGCGCCCAAAGCUGUCGGAGCGCGUGCUCGACCAGUUUGUGCCCCUCAACCUCGCCUUCCCGCGACGUCACCCGAACGCGUGGCACGAGCUCCAGUUCAACCUGCUGGGGUACACCAAGUGGCCGAAGGAGGUGGGUUUUUACAACGCCGGGGACAACUUUGAACUGACCCCCGAGGCGAUGUUCCGUCUGUAUUUGAAAAAUCGUGACGAGGCCUUCUGGACGCGGCUCCACAAUGAGAAGGUUGUGGUUCAUUUGAUGCCAAAAGUAGAAAGUGACCCAAAACAAUACAUGGAACGCGUAAAUGACAUUUUUCGGCAUCACAUCAAAAGGUUUGGGUCUGACCACUAUAUUUACAAUGCGGUGAUGCAGGCCGCCGCGUUCGCCAAGGAUCUCCCGCGCUGUGAACAGCUGCUAGGAGAAAUGCGAUCUAUUGGACUCGAGCCAAACGCACAGACGUACGUGAACAUGAUGCUGGCCGUGCGGUUAGCUGGUGCACCCCGUGAAAAGGCGGAGGCGUAUUUUAAGGAGGGCGUAAAGACGGAUGCAUUGAGUGCUGUGAUGCGACUUGAUACCGAAUUUCAAAUGUGGAUGGAUCAACUGGAACGGUUAGGCUCCUUCACAGCAAAGUCAGGCUACCUGUCGGUGAACGAGGAGGGAGCAAAGCCGAUGCCGUGCGAUAUGUGGGCGCUCUGGGGAUGGCACCGAAGUGAAGCGAAGUUCAUUAGUAGAAAGCGCAUGAUAGAUGAACAGGUGCGGAAUCGUGUACGUAGCGGCAGGGAACUGGUGGGCACGGUCUAUUCAAAGUCCCGUCGCCAACCAUGGGCAAAGUACAAUGGCAUGUUUCCAUUUGAUUACAAUGGUCCAGCGCGUCGUCGUGGCGUAGCUUUCGAAGACGCUCCUGCACCCCAACAUAACAAGGAGGUGUGCGAAACAGCCUUUUAG
Molecule: messenger RNA, 1029 nt
Organism: Trypanosoma conorhini
Lineage: Eukaryota; Euglenozoa; Kinetoplastea; Trypanosomatida; Trypanosomatidae
Product: mitochondrial RNA binding complex 1 subunit
Exons: 1
Coding region: 1-1029 (342 amino acids)
Molecular function (GO): protein binding
Source: RefSeq, a predicted model, not a curated record